Hippocampus zosterae (dwarf seahorse) is the source of this 2542-nucleotide messenger RNA. RefSeq names its product zinc finger protein 436-like. Lineage: Eukaryota; Metazoa; Chordata; Actinopteri; Syngnathiformes; Syngnathidae. The record is from RefSeq and is a predicted model, not a curated record. Gene Ontology annotation, biological process: regulation of transcription by RNA polymerase II. Gene Ontology annotation, molecular function: RNA polymerase II cis-regulatory region sequence-specific DNA binding; DNA-binding transcription factor activity. The coding region runs from base 205 to 2262 and encodes 685 amino acids. The transcript has 3 exons.
CUGGACGAAACCGUCGUUCUUUAAGUCGUCCGCAUUCGGAUACACUCGUCUCGGUGCACGGUGAAGCUUUGUAGCCUGGCCUAGCCUGUGUUAGCUUGGGAUAGCUCAUCUUGCUACCCGCUGACAAAGAGACGCAGCUGAGAGCAACUCAUCGCAAAGCAGAGAUCGAAUGCGAGCGUCAAAUGUUGUGACUAUCGUCUGAAAAUGUGUGCAAGAAGAACAGCGCAGUACGAGGAGGAACUUAAUGGUACCAAAGAGAAGAACGAACGACUGGACGCUGUUUUCAAGAAGGCUCGAGUUGGCUUUCAAAGAGCAGAUGUCAAUGUCGAUCUUCAUCAAAAGCCCCUCCGCAUUAAGAAACUAGCAGAGAACAAAGUUCCUACCUACAUUAAAGAAGAGGAAUGCGAGCCGCCAAAUCUACCUUAUGUUAAAAAGGACACAGGGCACCCCUAUGUUAAAGGGGAAAGGCAAAAGCUUCAAAAUAUUAAACAGGCACCAACACAUUCUCACGACAUAGAGGAAGAGCAACCAAUGUCUAUCUUUAUUCAAGAGGAGGAGGAGACUCCCCACAUCAUAGAAGCAGAGGAAGUGCCUCACCAGAUUAAAGAGGAGGGCGAGGACGUCUCAUCGAUGAGUGUUCCUGUAAAGAGUGAAAAUGAAAGUCAAACUGCGGACAACAGCGAGCCGGAGUCUCCAAGCAGUACCUCAAGCCGACACAUAACAGAAGAAAUCAGUGAAACUCUUCAUCCUGGCCAGAAUGAGUCAAGUUCCCCUCACAUCAAGGAGCAAAUAAAGGCCAAAGAGCACCCAGUCAUUAAGGAAGGCGAUGAACCAGAGCCACUUAACAUGAAAGAGGAAUUACAGCCAGAGCCCUCCUACGAUAAAGAGAAAGAGGAGACAGAGCACCACCGCAUUGAGGAAGCGGGAAAGCCCGUGCACAUAAAAGAAGAGAAGCACUCGGCAACCCUUCAUAAUAUGGAGGAAGGGACACCACGGCCCCUAUACAUAAAAGAGCAAGAGGAGGAGGAUGAAGAGCCACCACACAUUAAAGAGGAAGAGGUAGACGAGGAUAUGACCAAGAUCCCAUUGACUGGUGGCCCUUUGAAGAGUGAAGCUGAAGGUCAAUGUGAAGAGAACAGAAGGGCGGAGCGUCCAAGCAGAAGCUCAAAUCAAUACAUGAAUACGGAAGGUGAAGGAGACCACCGUGGAGGACCACUAGAACACAGCCUCUUGGCACCACUAUCAGAUACUGAUGACACAUUGUUACACUCCCCUCAGACUGAUGACGAACGGGCUGAAGGUGAUAAGACCCCUCACGCUGACAGCAAACGGUGGAAAUGUUCACAGUGCGGGAAAACUUUAGCUUAUAAAUCGGAUUUGAAACGACACAUGAGAAUACAUACUGGAGCGAAACCCUACGCAUGCUCAAUUUGUGGUAAAAGAUUCACUCAAACGCAGAAUUUAGCCGCACACACAAGAACACACACUGGAGAGAAACCUUUUGCCUGCUCUGUUUGCGGUAAAGGCUUCACUCAAACUCAGCAUUUGGCAGCACACACAAGAACGCACACUGGAGAGAAACCUUUUGUUUGCUCGGUGUGUGGUAAAAGAUUCUCCGAAAGGGGAAACUUAAGAAUGCAUGCAAGAAGACACACUAAUGAGAAAACUUUUGCCUGCUCAUUUUGUGGUGAAAUAUUCUCUAAAAAGCAAAAUUUAAGAAGACACAUAAAAACACACACUGGAGAGAAGCCCUUUUCCUGCAAAGAUUGUAGUAAAAGAUUUGCAGAGAAGCAUAAUUUGAGAAUACACAUGAGAAUCCACACUGGUGAAAAACCUUUUACCUGUCCAGUUUGUAGUGAAAGAUUUACUUACAAGGUAACCUUAACACGUCAUGUAACAACACACACUGCAGCUAAGCAGUUUUCAUGCUUAGUUUGUGGUGAACGAUUCACUCGAGAGAGACUUUUAAGAAUCCACACGGGAAGCCACCCUGGUGAAAUAAUUUUUGUCUGUUCAGUUUGUGGUCAAAAAUUCUCUUGUAAGGAAAGCUUAAUACAUCAUACAAAAACACACACUGUUGAAAAACCUUGUGAGUGCACAGUUUGUGAUCAACAAUUCUCUGAUAAAUUAAGCUUAAGAAAACAUACAAGAACACACACUGGUGAGAAACCCUUUGCCUGCUCAGUUUGUGAUCAACGGUUUACAUUUAAGGGGAGCUUAAAAACACAUCUAAAAACGCACUGUGGUGUAACUUUGUUGUGAAUGGUUCACUGGUCUAUAAUUUCUUUGUCACAGUUAGUAACAGUGUGUACUGAAUUUGAUAAAGGGCGUGACACUUGUAAUAAUAAUUACAAGUGAGGCAAAAUGCCAUGAAAAGAACAAAUCUAUUUUGCAAGAAAACAAAUGGAUGCAUUUUAAUGACUUUAGUGGGCCACAUAAACUGGUGGAGUGAGCCAGAUCCGUUUCCCGGGCCUUGAGUGUGACACUAAUGCUUGAGCAGUAUGUGAAAGAAUCACAAAAUGAAAUAAAUGUUCCAACGGUG